CACUAGCGCCUGGCAAGCCCCCUUCCCCCUUUUUUGUUUGAAUCUCAUGGCCUGAGCUUUAUCACUCAAGGCUGGUGCUGUACCAUAUAGAUCCUGCUCUAUCAACAUUUGGACCCAGGAAAUGAGAGUCUAGAAGAGCUCAAGGGACCAGCCCUGGGCUCUUCUCUCAUCCAGCUUUAGUGGGUUUAAAGGCCCGAGUAUAUGUAUAGCCUUGGUGGACUGAGCCACUAAUUUGGGGAGAAUGAUACUGGCACUGGAUAUUGCUCAUGUACUCCAUCUUUAGUGGCUGCCUUGUAAGUGCUGGACAGGUAGGGAUGGAGAAGGGAAGGAGGUGGCCUUACCAGUGAGAUUGAGGUUCAAUAUUAGGAAAACUUUGUUGUACCUGUGAAUCUCAGAAGAAAAAAGAUACUUGUUCCACUUCCUCCCUAGACCCUUCCCUUUAUUUCUCUAGAGGAUUUCGGGCUUGCAUGGCCAAUUGUCUGGCUGGGUUUGACUCUUCACUUAUUAUUUGAUGGAAGUCAUGAUGGAAUUGGGAGUUGGUCCCAUGUCCCUGGCUCUAGCUACCUCUGGAUGCCCAUGUGCUGGAUGUUUCCUAAGCAUGGAGUCUUCUAUCCUUAGGCAUCUGGCUGUUUUGGGGUCUGGGGCCCCUCCUUUUCAGUUUUAGCUGAUGACUUCCCCUUUCCAGAGAAGGGCUCUCUUGCCAUUCUCCUGUGCCUGGGGCAAUCAGAGAGAGCCAGGACAGGGCUAGCCAGCCCUUCUGGUUGCUCCCAGCGUGGGUAGGUGGAGUCCUAGUCUGGGAGGGGUGGCUGAUGCCCCCCCCCCCUCCUGCCUCUCCAGGCUUUCUGGGUUCCCUUGUGUCUGCUACCCAUCACCCCAUUGAUGGGGCCCUUGAUUUUCCCUUCCUUUCACCUUAACAGGUCCUGAGUAGCCAGGAUGAGAUUGGGGCAGGGGCUGGUAAACAAAGUUGCUGCCCUGAGAUAGGGGGUACUCACAGUAGCAAGCCCCUGGGGUAAGCAUCGCUUCAUUGCCUUUCUUCUGGAAUCUUCUCUGGCUUAGAAGCUGUACUUCCAGGCCCUGUUUGUUUCCUGGGCACCUCUUACCCCUAGCCCCCUCACAUCAUCUAUGUAUCAUCAGGCUAGGGCUCUGGGAAAGCCUGCCUCUGCCAUCUCCCCUGAGGAAAGGAGGCCCCUUGGCUAUCCUUGGCUGGCGGAACCAUAGCUGGGAAGAUGGGCUCUAGGAGCCACAGCCACUGUGUCCUCGGUUGGCCAGCUUCUCCCAGGCUUUUGACAGGAGGGUGAGGUCAUCCAGUCCAGAGAGAGGACAGGUGUCCCUGGCUCCCUGCCUGGAGUGGGGGGCAAGAGGGGCUCCAAAAUAGCAACUGUGACAUCAGGAAGGGGGAGGGGGAUACAGACCCAGGAAUAACAGGGCUAUUAAAAGGCUCCAGUGAGGUCAGGGGGCCAAGUGGGAUCUUUGUACCAACGGGAGGCCUAACCUGGGGCAGAGGGACAGGCUAGCAGCGGUGCACUGGCCCCAGAUCCCAGCAGGAAUUCAGGAGCUGGGGAUGCUCUGUCAGGCCUGGAUGCUGACAUCCUCAUGACUUCCUGGAGAGGCUCCAACCUUCAGUCCGUUCCUUCUUGGGCAGUGGGGUCAUUGUACCUGUUAAGGGAAACCCUGCAGUAGUCUUGUGUGUUUCCCUGCAUGUGAGGUAGUGGGGUACAAUGGUUAAGGCUGGGAUUUGAGCCCCAGACCUCCCAGCUCUACUGUAUGAACAGCUGUAUGACCUAGGGCAUGUAACCUUAAGGUCUCUGUGCCUCAGUUUCUACAGCUAUAACCUUUCUCCUGAGGUCAUCAUGCAGAAUGAAUGAAUAUGGUACUAUGAUGCUCUUAGUAUCACACCUGGCAUACUGCCAAAGAUGAACUGCCGUGCUGAGAAUGAGCAGGUGCCACCCAGUCCCUUGCUUGGGUUGCGUGAGGUCUGCCCAGGAAGUCUCCCUGCCCCCUGGAAAAAAGCUGAGCUGUCUCUGGCUGCCAACUCCAGAAUGGGUGAGAGGGAGCUGCCACUUAACUGCUGUUGAGGGUCUCCUUUCUAGUAAAGGGGGAGGGGAGGCAUUCCCCAUCCCUGGAGGAAGGCAGAAAUUAACCCCUACAGGGUUGUCAGGACUCCAGGGAAGGCACAGGUGGCUGUGUCUGUCACCUCUCCCCUAUCUUUCUGCUACCUUUACCUAUUGUGUAUAGCUAGAGCAAGGAUAGAGAAGAGGAUGAGCCUGGCUUCUUGGUCUGUAGUCCAUUGCCUGCCAACAACAGUAGUCAGAGUGGCUCUUAGACACUUGGGUACCCCUGCCUGCCUCCUUACCCUGUGCAGCCUUUGGCCACCCAGCUCUGUGGCCUUGGCCCUGAGUACAGGCCCUUCCCCACCCCCUUCCCUGCCUGGCGCUUCCUCCUGGGGUGGAACGCCGCCUCCCCCCAUGGGGCCUCCGCCAGGCCUGGGCUCCUGGCAGCCAGCCGGCGGCUCCCUGAGCAUGCUCCACCUAUUUAUAGACAGGGCCCUCCCCCAACUGCUAUUUCAGUCUCCUGCCAGCUGCCGGCGGCUCAUUCGGGAAGGAGGAGCAGGGAGCCAGGCCCAGAGCUGUCACCCGGUGGCGCUGGGAGGGAACACUGAGAGCCCGCCUGCCUGCCUACUGAGAUCCCCUUCCUGUCCCUGGAGCGCUCAGCCACCUACCCCGGCUCCUGGAAUCUGAGGACAGGUUGAGGUGGAUGCUCCUGUAGAUGAAGGCAGGCCUGUAGCCUCAGGGCUUCCCAGGCCUCCCGGAGUGCCCAGGCCGGAUGAGGCACCUCCCUACCUUGUGGGUUCCAGCAGCAGUGGCCUGAGGGAGUCCCAGAGCAGCUGGCCUGCCGGACCACCGUCUUCUAGCUGGCUCCCGCCUCUGGCGGCCCAUUCCGGGCAUGCUGCUGGUGCCCAAGGCGCAGGGGCUCGUGGAGAUGCUGCAGACCAUCUAUGAGACCGAGUCCUGUUUCUCAGCAGAUGGCAUGUUAGGCCGGGAACCAUCCUUGGAAAUCUUGCCACGGACUUCUCUGCACAGCAUCCCUGUGGCAGUGGAGGUGAAGCCAGUACUACCAGGAGCCAUGCCCAGCCCCAUGGGGGGCGGGGGUGGAGGCAGCCCCAGCCCUGUGGAGUUGCGGGGGGCUCUGGCUGGCCCUGUGGACCCUGUGCUCCGGGAGCAGCAAUUGCAGCAGGAGCUUCUGGUGCUCAAACAGCAGCAGCAGCUGCAGAAGCAGCUCCUGUUUGCUGAGUUCCAGAAGCAGCACGACCACCUGACACGGCAGCAUGAGGUCCAACUACAGAAGCACCUCAAGCAGCAGCAGGAGAUGCUGGCAGCCAAGAGGCAACAGGAACUGGAGCAGCAGCGGCAACGGGAGCAGCAGCGGCAGGAGGAGCUGGAGAAGCAGCGGCUGGAGCAGCAGCUGCUCAUCCUGCGCAACAAGGAAAAGAGCAAAGAGAGUGCCAUCGCCAGCACCGAGGUGAAGCUCAGGCUCCAGGAAUUCCUCUUGUCAAAGUCAAAGGAGCCCACGCCAGGCGGCCUCAACCAUUCCCUCCCACAGCACUCUAAAUGCUGGGGAGCCCACCAUGCUUCUUUGGACCAGAGUUCCCCUCCCCAGAGCGGCCCCCCUGGGACGCCUCCCUCCUAUAAACUGCCUUUGCUUGGGCCCUAUGACAGCCGUGAUGACUUCCCCCUCCGUAAAACAGCCUCCGAACCCAAUUUGAAAGUGCGUUCGAGGCUAAAACAGAAGGUGGCUGAGCGGAGAAGCAGCCCCCUUCUGCGUCGCAAAGAUGGAACUGUUAUUAGCACCUUUAAGAAGAGAGCAGUUGAGAUCACGGGCACUGGACCUGGGGUGUCGUCCGUGUGUAACAGUGCGCCCGGCUCCGGCCCCAGCUCUCCCAACAGCUCCCACAACACCAUCGCUGAAAACGGCUUUACUGGCUCAGUCCCCAACAUCCCUACCGAGAUGCUUCCCCAGCACCGGGCCCUCCCUCUGGACAACUCCCCCAACCAGUUCAGCCUCUACACGUCUCCCUCUCUGCCCAACAUCUCCUUAGGGCUGCAGGCCACGGUCACUGUCACCAACUCGCACCUUACUGCCUCCCCAAAGCUGUCAACACAGCAAGAGGCGGAGAGGCAGGCCCUUCAAUCCCUGCGCCAGAGCACCACGCUAACUGGGGGCACACUAACGGGCAAGUUCAUGAGCACAUCUUCCAUCCCUGGCUGCCUGCUGGGUGUGGCGCUGGAGGGCGACACAAGCCCCCAUGGACACGCCUCAUUGCUGCAGCAUGUGCUGCUGCUGGAGCAGGCCCGGCAGCAGAGCACCCUUAUCGCUGUGCCACUGCAUGGGCAGUCCCCGUUGGUGACUGGCGAACGUGUGGCCACCAGCAUGCGGACAGUGGGCAAGCUUCCGAGGCACCGGCCCCUGAGCCGCACCCAGUCCUCACCACUGCCACAGAGUCCCCAGGCCCUGCAGCAGCUGGUCAUGCAGCAGCAACACCAGCAGUUUCUAGAGAAGCAGAAGCAACAGCAGCAGCAGCUACAGCUGGGCAAGAUUCUUACCAAGACCGGGGAGCUGCCCAGGCAGCCCACUACCCACCCUGAGGAGACAGAAGAGGAACUAACAGAGCAGCAGGAGGCCUUGCUAGGGGAGGGAGCUGUUACCAUGCCCCGGGAAGGCUCCACAGAGAGUGAGAGCACUCAGGAAGACCUGGAAGAAGAGGAGGAGGAAGACGAGGAAGAAGAAGAGGACUGUAUCCAGGUCAAGGAUGAGGAGGGCGAGAGUGGCCCUGAGGAGGGCCCCGACUUGGAGGAGUCCAGUGCCAGUUACAAAAAGCUGUUCCCAGAUGCCCAGCAGCUGCAGUCCCUACAGGUGUACCAGGCGCCCCUCAGCUUGGCCACUGUGCCCCACCAAGCCCUGGGCCGCACCCAGUCCUCACCUGCUGCUCCUGGGGGCAUGAAGAGCCCCCCAGAUCAGCCCACCAAGCACCUUUUCACCACUGGCGUGGUCUAUGACACGUUCAUGCUGAAGCACCAGUGCAUGUGCGGGAACACACACGUGCACCCCGAGCACGCUGGCCGCAUCCAGAGUAUCUGGUCCCGGCUGCAGGAGACCGGCCUGCUCAGCAAGUGCGAGCGGAUUCGGGGUCGCAAGGCCACCCUGGAUGAGAUCCAGACAGUUCACUCUGAAUACCACACCCUGCUUUAUGGGACCAGCCCCCUCAACCGACAGAAGCUUGACAGCAAGAAACUGCUUGGCCCCAUCAGCCAGAAGAUGUAUGCCAUGCUGCCUUGUGGGGGUAUUGGGGUGGACAGUGACACCGUGUGGAACGAGAUGCACUCCUCCAGUGCUGUGCGUAUGGCAGUGGGCUGCCUGGUGGAGCUGGCCUUCAAGGUGGCUGCAGGAGAGCUCAAGAAUGGAUUUGCCAUCAUCCGACCCCCAGGACACCAUGCUGAAGAGUCCACAGCCAUGGGAUUCUGCUUCUUCAACUCCGUAGCCAUCACAGCUAAACUCUUGCAGCAGAAGUUGAAUGUGGGCAAGGUUCUCAUCGUGGACUGGGACAUUCACCAUGGCAAUGGCACCCAGCAAGCGUUCUACAACGACCCCUCUGUGCUCUACAUCUCUCUGCAUCGCUAUGACAACGGGAACUUCUUUCCAGGCUCUGGGGCUCCUGAAGAGGUCGGUGGAGGGCCAGGUGUGGGGUACAAUGUGAACGUGGCAUGGACAGGAGGUGUGGACCCCCCCAUCGGAGAUGUGGAGUAUCUGACAGCCUUCAGGACAGUGGUGAUGCCCAUUGCCCAUGAGUUCUCACCUGACGUGGUCCUAGUCUCUGCUGGCUUUGAUGCUGUUGAAGGGCAUCUGUCUCCACUGGGUGGCUAUUCUGUCACCGCCCGAUGUUUUGGCCACUUGACCAGGCAGCUGAUGAAGCUGGCUGGGGGCCGGGUGGUGCUGGCCCUGGAGGGAGGCCAUGACUUGACCGCCAUCUGUGAUGCCUCUGAGGCCUGUGUUUCAGCUCUGCUCAGCGUGGAGCUUCAGCCUUUGGACGAGGCAGUCUUACAGCAAAAGCCCAACAUCAACGCAGUGACCACACUUGAGAAAGUCAUCGAGAUCCAGAGCAAACACUGGAGCUGUGUGCAGAGGUUUGCUGCUGGUUUGGGCCGCUCUCUGCGGGAGGCUCAGGCAGGUGAGACCGAGGAGGCCGAGACUGUGAGCGCCAUGGCCUUGCUGUCCGUGGGGGCUGAGCAAGCCCAGGCUGCUGCAGCCCGAGAACACAGCCCCAGGCCGGCAGAGGAGCCCAUGGAGCAAGAGCCUGCCCUCUGACACUCUGGCCCCCAUCCUGGGCUUCAUCAUUGUGAUUUUGUUUAUUUUUUCUAUUAAAAACAAAAAGUCACACAUUCAA
Molecule: messenger RNA, 6439 nt
Organism: Perognathus longimembris pacificus (Pacific pocket mouse)
Lineage: Eukaryota; Metazoa; Chordata; Mammalia; Rodentia; Heteromyidae
Gene: Hdac5
Product: histone deacetylase 5
Exons: 25
Coding region: 2944-6360 (1138 amino acids)
Biological process (GO): chromatin organization; negative regulation of transcription by RNA polymerase II
Cellular component (GO): histone deacetylase complex
Molecular function (GO): histone deacetylase activity
Source: RefSeq, a predicted model, not a curated record